GUUAAAACUAAAAAGCAAACUUGACAGCUCAAUGUCAACAUUAACAUAACCUAGAAAAAUGCUCCAAAAAUGUUUCUAAACAAAGUAUUUAAACAGUUGAGGAUCGCGUCGACAUCCCAAACCAUACGGUGUUACUCCCAAGAGUAUGCCCCGAAACCGCUGAGGAGUUUGAAGGCUAAAUCUAAGAGGGAUUCCGUUCAGUAUUAUGUGGAUUCUUGUCGAGUAAGAGUUGUUGCUGGAAACGGUGGUAAUGGCUGCAUAUCGUUCCUCAGUGCCUGGGGGAAGGAACACGCGGGCCCUGACGGCGGUGACGGUGGCCACGGCGGACAUGUCAUCUUUCAGGCGACUCACAAAGUGAAGAGUCUGAACCAUUGUCGAUCGGUGAUACAAGCGAAGCACGGGGAGAAGGGAUACAAUAAGGACUGCUGCGGCAAGAAUGCGGAUCACAUCAUUGUGCCUGUACCGCUGGGCACCGUGGUGCGCAGUGUGGACGGUAAGGAGAUGGCCGACCUGAAGGAGGAGGGGGUGAUGUAUGUGGCCGCGCGCGGGGGGCAGGGGGGCCGGGGGAACAAGUUCUUCCUCACCGACACACAGCAGGCGCCGAGUGUAGCGGAGAUAGGUGCGACGGGGGAGAGCACCUCGUAUACGUUGACGGUGCUGGGCAUGGCCGCCGUGGGGCUGGUGGGGUUUCCCAACGCUGGGAAGAGUACCCUGCUGCGCGCCGUCACCCGGGCCAGGCCUAAUGUGGCGCCCUAUCCCUUCACUACGCUGCAUCCGCAUAUAGGCAUGGUCCCGUACGAUGACUACGAGCAAGUGGCGAUAGCGGACUUGCCGGGUUUGAUUCCCGGUUCGCACAAGAACUACGGGUUGGGUAUCCAAUUCCUCCAGCACGUGGAGCGUUGCAAAGGCCUAGUGUUCGUUCUGGACGGAACCAACGACCCCGACCACCAAUACUCUAUCCUCGAACACGAGGUCACCCAAUACAGCUCAGCAUUAGCUCGCAGACCACGCGCCAUAGUCGUCAACAAGGCGCCGAGUGUAGCCGAGAUAGGUGCGACUGGGGAGAGCACCUCGUAUACGUUGACGGUGCUGGGCAUGGCCGCCGUGGGGCUGGUGGGGUUUCCCAACGCUGGGAAGAGUACCCUGCUGCGCGCCGUCACCCGGGCCAGGCCUAAUGUGGCGCCCUACCCUUUCACUACGCUGCAUCCGCAUAUAGGCAUGGUCCCGUACGAUGACUACGAGCAAGUGGCGAUAGCGGACUUGCCGGGUUUGAUUCCCGGUUCGCACAAGAACUACGGGUUGGGUAUCCAAUUCCUCCAGCACGUGGAGCGUUGCAAAGGCCUAGUGUUCGUUCUGGACGGAACCAACGACCCCGACCACCAAUACUCUAUCCUCGAACACGAGGUCACCCAAUACAGCUCAGCAUUAGCUCGCAGACCACGCGCCAUAGUCGUCAACAAGGUAGACUUGCCCGAAGCGAGACAGAACUACGAGAAAAUGAGACAGAAGAUGGAAGUCAUAGGAGUUUCAGCUAAGACUGGACACAAUUUGAUAGAACUUUUAAUGGUUAUCAGGGAUAUAUAUGACAGAGAUUUAGGUGAUAGUGUUGUGAUUAAAUAAUUUAAUUAUAGGUGAAGUAUUUUUGUAUUGUUAAUUAUUUUUUUCGUUUAGUGUUGAAGCAAGUGUGACGUCGAUUGUACAUAGUUUAUGAUAAUUAAACGACUUAUAAGUUU
Molecule: messenger RNA, 1733 nt
Organism: Chilo suppressalis (striped riceborer)
Lineage: Eukaryota; Metazoa; Arthropoda; Insecta; Lepidoptera; Crambidae
Source: the annotation of a GenBank genome assembly